Messenger RNA from Bolinopsis microptera, 1418 nucleotides. RefSeq lists its product as uncharacterized. NCBI's taxonomy places the organism in Eukaryota, Metazoa, Ctenophora, Tentaculata, Lobata, Bolinopsidae. The coding region runs from base 71 to 769 and encodes 232 amino acids. The record is from RefSeq and is a predicted model, not a curated record. The transcript is spliced from 6 exons.
CAUAGCGCUGUAGAUAUGAACUCAGACCGUGAGGGUUUUCCACAUUUUCUACUAAAUGAAUUUUUUCUAAAUGAAUGCGUUUGUGUGCUUGCUUCUACUGUCUGUAUUGAAAAAGGGUUACGGACUAAAGUGUUAUACUUGUACGAUAGAUCAGGGCGUGAUUUACGACGCAGGUGGGGAGCGGAUAAAGUACUGUUUAGAGCAAAAUUGCAGAGCACAGUGUGUUGUAGCAGUUUUAGAGCCGGAACCUGAUGUACUGACUGAAUACAGAUUGUGUUACUCAAAAGUUCCCGGUAUUGACGCUGCCUUACCUUCCUAUGAAAAUGUCUGUAAUUUCGUCGGGUCCCUUAAAGGGGAGGACUGCAGACGAAGUGAUGUGUUAUUUUGCGAUGAUCAACCUCUCUGUAACGUAGCAAAUUUACCCACACGCAAGGUCACAACAGUAGAACCCCCCGUGCCACCUACUCAGGAGAAGAAGUGGAAUAAGACCCCACUGGUUAUUGGUGGGUCAGCUGGUGGGAUAGUGGUAUUAUUACUUUUUGUAGCAGUUGCCGUUGUUCUCGUCAGAAAACUAAAAUACAACGAUGGACGAAGAGGGCCAGCAGAAAUCAGAAUCGACAGUGUGAUCCACCAGUUUGAAGUGAACGAAACGUACAUGACAAUGGAGGAGAUAGAGGAGUUGGAGGUAAAGACGAAGAAAACGGGAACUGGAAUAUCGCGAGAGGAUACAAGUCAAGGAACCGUACUUGAGUUGGGCGGCAGAAACUAAAAAUGAACAUCAUUCAUGAAAACUGAAGAUUUUAGUUCAUUCAUCAUGAGGCCAUCAAUGGGUCAUGGGGCCUUUUGGAUGUUCGAAAUCUUCAACUCAUUACUUUUAUUUACGCCGUACGGGUGGGUAAAUCUAACAGUGUAUUUCAGCUUGGAAUAUGAAUUUAACCUCGAAAUAGAGAGCGGUAACACGAGGUUGAAAAUCUGAAAUGGUGAAUCAUUCAUGAUGAUUGAUGAAACCAGCAUCAUUCACAUAAUAUCUGCAAACGAAGUGUGUCCCGAGGGGCUAAAAAGGCGAGGAAGCUUGCGAAGUAUUUGCCAUGCAAAAUGAGUGAAUGGUCCCUAAAGGUUGUCAAUUGAUUAGCCUUGGAAAGGAUGAACUCAACAAUGACGGCUGAAGAAUAUGAACCGGGAACCCCUAUCAAAUUGACAGCCAACAUUUUUAAUUUUUAUCUUUUCUAAACGGAUAAGUUAAACGUAUUAUAUUUAUGCCAUUUUUACGUUACAAUAUGAUAUCAGUGAUACGAUUUUGUUGGGUUGAUAUCCAUUUUUACUUUUAUCGAAGGUUUAAACUUGAAAUUUACUCGUUUCUUAUCGCCUCAUGUUAUUAACUCAUUAUAUCCAUUUCAUACCACGCAUAAUCGUGCUGC